Messenger RNA from Lytechinus pictus (painted urchin), 4626 nucleotides. Its product is annotated as F-box only protein 3-like. The coding region runs from base 137 to 1465 and encodes 442 amino acids. The transcript is spliced from 11 exons. Gene Ontology annotation, cellular component: cytoplasm. Gene Ontology annotation, molecular function: protein binding. The record is from RefSeq and is a predicted model, not a curated record. Lineage: Eukaryota; Metazoa; Echinodermata; Echinoidea; Temnopleuroida; Toxopneustidae.
GAGUGCGCAAUUCCUCCUGCAGCAGCCUGAGCCUAGCUCAGCUCGCGGAGGAUUGUGUUAUCUCGUUAUUUAGCGUCUUUGUCAUCUGGACACAAAACAAAUCCUGUGAAGCUGUGGCUGGCUGUAUCCUGAGCUGAUGAAUAAAAAAAAAAUAGGCCUAACAAGUUAUUUGGGAGAGAGGUGUUUGAAUGUCAGUAUGGCUGCAACUUCUCUUCUAGAACUGCCAGAUGAGCUUAUUAUUAAGAUCUUGGACUGCCUUGAUAUACAAUGUCUGGUUAGAGGUGUGGCAUGCACUUGCCAAAGGUUGAAUCAGCUCUCGAAUGCAGAGAACCUAUGGAAGAAAUUUUCAGACUUGUACUGGUUGGACAAAGAGAGAAAGCAUUCUUCAGAUUCCUGGAAGGAGAAUUUCCUGGUGUGGCACAGGAAAUGGGGCAAGUACAUAGGUUGUUACGCCAAGGUCAGGUCUGCUUGGAACAAGAUUGAGAGUGCGUUGGAGGCAAGAAGCCCAGGAACAAGAUCAUCUCUCAAAGGACCGAUAGACCAGGGUGAGCUGGAUGCAAUAGAAGCCAUGAUGGAUCGCCCUUUGCCUUUAGAAUUGGCUUGUUCCUAUCUUAUCCAUAAUGGCCAGGAUGUCGUUCCUGGGAGGGGGUCUCUGCUGGGGAACCUAGAGGUCUAUGACCAUCACAGCAUGGAGGUAGCAGUGCCACUGGCAUUCAAUAUCAAGAAUGCCCUGCCAAAAAUAGGUAUGUUAGCAUUGAGUUGGUGCCCCUACACUAACUAUGGUCAGGUUGUGUGCGUGAGUGAGAAAGUGGGUCUGCCUAUGGGAUGUGUCUACUAUCUCACCCAGGUAAGGAGACAGAAGUUUGCAGGUUAUUUUGUCGAGGCAUCAAGCUACAUGGAAUGGUUAGAGAAACUCGCUACCAAGCUUGGAGAUCCAGAACUCGUUGUUUCAUCAUCCAAAAUCACUAGGUUUUACCAUGAACCAACAUGUGUUGCAGUGACGAGAGAUGUGAAGGUUACCGUAGCAACAUCAUUUGUACCAAGUCUCAGUCACAUCUGGAAGAACAAUAACAUGAGGACUCUGUUUGCAUAUCAGAUCUCCAUGACGAUGGAUGAAAACGUACCAGCCGACAGAUCAUGUAGAUUACUGAGCCGCCAUUGGGAGAUCACAGAUUCACAGGGACAGUAUCAUGAGGUCAAUGGGGAGGCGGUGAUUGGACUAUACCCUGUGAUGAAGCCAGGGGCUAAGUUCUCAUACUGUAGCUGGACACCACUCGAUAGUGAUGGCGGUUUCAUGGAGGGUCACUUUACCUUUGUUAAUCUUAAAACCGGUGAGAACUUUGAUGUGAUAUGUCCUCGCUUCAACUUCAAGUGCCCUGAGAUCAUCCUGUCCAGUGGUGACAUCGACGAUGAGCUGUUUGAAUCAGAAGACGAUGUCGAUGAUGAAGAUGAUGACGAAUAUUGAAGCUUCCUAUGGAAUGAUGGAAUUGGUGAUGAUGAUGAUGCCAUAUUGAAAUCUAUCAGAAUUUUGAUUAGACUAAAUGGCUGAUGUUGUUCAUGAUGAUAAUGAUGAUGCUAUUAUAAAAUCAUAUCGGAACUUGGAUUGCUGAACAGUUGAUUCAAUGAGGUGAUUUUCUAAUGCUUACGAUUAUGUCUUGUUUAUGUUUAUUCAGUUAGGUUUUAAACUUUGUAGAUUGCUUCAAUACAUGGUCAGUUUGGAAUAAUCCCUGAGAUCACAGGGCUAUUAAUAUUACACUGGAUUGAAAAUUCUAUACAUAUAUGUUUGUUCACUAAGUGCAAUACAGUACUGUUUGUAUUAAAAUUGUCAGAUGCACAAUGUUAUUUUGUAUUAUCAGUUAAUUGUAAAUAGUCACCGAGACAUUAUGUGAAUAAGUGUUCAUUGGGAUUAGUUUUAUAAUAUGUAAAAAUAUUUUUCUUGUAAAAAUCAGUAUUUUUUUACUCUUAACUGAGAAAUGAUCGUGAAGUGAUUAUGAAGAGAUCAUGUACAUGCUCAAAGGAAUUGUAUAUGUAUGUAUGGAAGAUUUAACAUGCCAUGUACUUUAAUGAGACGGCGAGAUAUUUUUAUUUUGUCAAGCUAAUAUUAGCCUUUUCAAGUUUACUUUUUAUCUUGACAUGGUGAUGUAAGGUUUUUUGUCAAAUUGACUUCUAAAAACUUCUGUCAUCUGUGCUAUAUUUCUAGCAGAUCAACAUCUAUGAGUAAAAUGAUACUUGUUGUCAUGGCGACAUAAGGUAUUUUGCAGUAUCAUUGUGUAAACUUAUAGUCACUACGGUAAAUGGUUGGAACCUCUAAACUUCAUUAAUCAUAACGAUCUGUUUAUCUUUUAUUCUUCGUGAGUUUGUUUCCCUUGUUGAUUCAAGAUAAAUGAAUGUUUACAAUCCAAACUUCUUCACAAUAAGUCAAUAUUUAAGUAGUCUUGGACGUACGACAUUGAUUAAAUCAGAGAUAAAUAGUCUGUAACAAUCUUCGUUCUUAUCUCAAUUUCAGAGUUUCUGUUGUGACCUCGACUCUCUCAAUGAUGUAUAUUAUCAUCAAUAAUUGAGAAAAAAGUCAUUGUCAUUUCAACAGACAGUUUGACAUGCAGGACAUCAUCAGGAAGGCCUCAAUGUUUCUUCUGGUGAUCUUGAUGUUCUGGGGAGCGUUUCAUGAAAGGACUUGUCGGACGUUUUGUCCGACAAGUACUGUUUUAUCCGACAAUUACUAUGGUAACAGUGCCUCUCAGCCAAUCAUAAUCAAGGAAAGUUGUCAGACCUGACAACUUGUCGGACGAAAAUAUUGAUGAAACGCUCCCCUGGACAUGGACUUACAUUCGUAGUGCAAUCUGUCAUAAAUUUUAGUUAAAAACUUCAUAUUUCCAGUGUAGAGGUGCAUUACUUCCUCGUCAAUGUCCAUUAAAGAAACAUAGCUUGGUGCCCUUGGCAUACAGGUCUUGGUCCCUGCGCUUGUAUUUUUUAUUUUCUUCCAGAUCAAUCCUGGUUACAUCAUCUAUGAGGUAUAUACAUGUAUCCUCUUUUUUUGACAGCAACUUUGGCCUUCUUCAUCAUCUGUAUUUUUUCUUUGUGAAAGCGUGUUGUCACAGCUACAGGUAUAUGUCUUGGUCUAUCUCCUUGUUUCCCAGCAUGCGAAGCACUUUCCACUUUGAUUUUGAGUUUGAACUUGGAUGAAAGAAUAUCUUCCAGAGCUUUUGAACAAUCUUCUACGCCAUCCUUCACCUCAUUCAUCCCGACAACACAAAAGUUGUCUUUCUCAGCAAUAAUUUCUUUCAAGUACGCCUCCACAUCUUGGCUAGCAGUCCUCCUUGUCUUAUAUUUGGUUUGCUUUUUCUACCUUUUCAAGGCGCUUCUCUAACUACUAGUAUAUUUUUUCCCUUUCUAACGCGGUUAUUCAGUGACCUUCAAAUUCUAAGGUUUUUGGACCUCUUUGAUGCUGUCUAGCAUCUACCAUGUUUACACGCUGCCCCGGCUUGCGGGACAGACCCGCCUCGUGGAGCAGACUCGGCCUGCGAAUUAUUCUGCGUAGCGUUUACACGCCCCAGCUCGUGGGACGUGGGACAAAAACACUGAUUUUGUCUAGCAAUCACAAAUUGUUUUAUAAUAUAGAAAUGGUAGGCCUACACUAAAUACGAUCGCAAUUUACUCACGGAUAUAUCGUGUGUACAUUAUAGCUGACUACGUGCAUGAUGCUGCUCCAUGCAUUGCUCAUCGAGACACGCCACGCGCGCAGCUCACAUGUUGUGUGUAUUGUUCAUUCAGAGAAUAUUUAGGCCAUAACAUAUUGUAAUUAUAAUAAUUCUCGUUUUUUAUUGGUUUAAUAAUAAAGAGGCUGUAGACCCUCAAAUCGAUUGGUUCCGGAAUCCAAAGUCACGAAAGUCUUUGUUUCAGUCUCAACCUAAUAACUGCAUUGACAUGAUUGAGUCCAUUCAUGCAUUAUGCUUUUUUGACCUCAAUAGGUGUGAUUAACAUAUUAAUUUUAACUUCCUGUAACUUCUUAGUUAUUGAGGCAAUCAAUUAAACAUGCCGAUGGUCAUACUGUGACCCUUUAUAUACUGGUAAGUUUGUUUUAUCCCAUCUCAUUUUCAUUGGUAUUUCUUUUGCCAUUUUGUGACUUUGGAUUCUGGAACUUUGUUCUUAAACCAAUCUUUUAAUUAGUGACAUGUGCCUAUUGAAGUUAGCCUGUGUCAAAAUUCUGUUUAGAUCCAGAGUAGUGAAGUCCCUGGCAUGCAUAAGGGUAGGUCGUACAGGCGAGCGUUACUGCACCACUGGGGAGCGAUGGAGCGACAGCAAGCCACAGUUCUGGUAGCUCUGCACAAAGUCACAUGCUCAUUCAUACCGCUAGACUUGAGGUUCAGUUGUUUACAUUAAAAAUAUAUAUUACGUACAUAGUUCCACAUUGUAUGCUGUGUAUUAUCGUCUUCAUUAUAUUUUCCAGCCAGCCUGUGCAGUUUUUUUGGAAACUGACAGAAAACAAGGCCGGACUCCCACCCUAUAUUACCAUACUUUUAAGAAGUUCAUUGGGCACUACAUCUUAUGUCGCCAUGUCAACAAUUUUUUAGAAGUCAUGUCAUGAUAAUAAAUUAACCAUUUAGAAGUCAUCUUGACAAGCCACCU